Zychaea mexicana is the source of this 282-nucleotide messenger RNA. RefSeq lists its product as uncharacterized. The transcript has 2 exons. The record is from RefSeq and is a predicted model, not a curated record. NCBI's taxonomy places the organism in Eukaryota, Fungi, Mucoromycota, Mucoromycetes, Mucorales, Lichtheimiaceae. The coding region runs from base 1 to 282 and encodes 93 amino acids.
AUGUCGACAAAUAUUUCCAGUUUUUGGCUAACCAGAUGGACAUCGUCGUCUGAUCUCCAAAUUAAAACGCCUAAGGACUAUAGAAGAGUGAUUUUUGGUUCCCACUACCAGCAACAGGGUGGAAUGCUCAUCACAUUCUCAGGCAACACAAGCAGUGAGGAGCACGACGGAAUAUUUGCGUUUGCGAAUCUUUUCCCCGAUAUCAUCGACGACACUAUUAUCAAUUACGAACAGCCAAUACAAGGCUUGAUGGUCGAUUCUUACGGUCAACUGGCGGAUUAA